Molecule: messenger RNA, 3284 nt
Organism: Daphnia pulicaria
Lineage: Eukaryota; Metazoa; Arthropoda; Branchiopoda; Diplostraca; Daphniidae
Product: neuronal calcium sensor 2-like
Exons: 5
Coding region: 624-1190 (188 amino acids)
Molecular function (GO): calcium ion binding
Source: RefSeq, a predicted model, not a curated record
UGUUUUUCAAUUCCUGAUUCUUUCAUAACGUGAUUACGAUAAGUUACACACAGAGUCGAAAUGUCGGUUGUCUUUCCAAUAUUGCCGCCCAUUGUGCUCCUCCUCCACUAUGUCUUUGUCCAAUGCCUUCCAUGUGAUUUCAAUGUGUAACGCUGUCUGUGUAUACAUUUCUGUGUGUUUAUGAUGUUCGGUAAUUUGUGACCCGGUUCGAGGACCUUGAGGGUUCAACAAUAAUGUAUUGUUCUGCAUCCGGAUACAAGUUCAGUAACUUGCGUUAAAUAAGUGGAAAUGCUGGAAAUGUUUGAUUGCUUUCCAACGUGAAUAACGCAAUUGUCUCGUGUAAAAGAGUGGCAUUUUAACCUUAACCCUGAACGAUUGCGCCGAGUGAUGUGUGCCAGUGAAUCACGGAAGAAAAAGCCGUCCAUCAAAAUACAUAAACUGAAGAAAAACAACAAGCCGAUCUCGCAGCCCUCGACAGCUGACUAUUCCGCCUUAGUUGAAAGGAAACAAGGGAAUUAUUGCCGGUGGCCAAGUCGGACGGGAAACGGGGUGAUCCGGCGAGUUGACUGCAAGAAAACAUCGCGGCCGGAGCCAAAAGAAGAAGAAGAAGAAACAGAAACAUCAUGGGCUGUUUUGGCAGUAAGCAAAAGAUCUCCAAAGUGGACUUGGAGUAUCUCAAGAAGCACACUCGCUACGACGAGGCAACCAUCAAAGAGUGGUUCAAAGGUUUUCGGCAAGACUGUCCGAGUGGACGCUUAACGCCGGCCAAAUUCGUCGACAUGUACAAAAUGUUUUUCCCCAACGGCAACGCCGAAGAAUUCUGCGACCACGUCUUUAGAACGUUCGAUCGAGACAAGAACGGAUUCAUCGAUUUCAAAGAAUUCUUGUGUGCGAUCGACGUCACGUCGGCAGGGACUCCCAACGAGAAGCUCCAAUGGGCGUUUCGCAUGUACGACGUCGACGGCAACGGCUCCAUCGAUUUGCAGGAGAUGACAAAGAUUGUGCAAGCCAUCUACGACAUGCUGGGCAAUAGUUCGAGCAGCCGGCCUCCCGACACUGCGGAGGAGCGCGCGAAAAGCAUUUUCGCUCGGAUGGAUGAAAACGGCGACGGCAAACUAACGGAAGAAGAAUUCCUCAAGGGCUGUCUGCAAGAUGAAGAACUCUCGAAAAUGCUCUCGCCUGGAUUUUAAGCGCAUUCCACCCACUCCCCUAUCAUCCUUGUACCAAUCGAAAGCCUCCCGUUUUGUCUCCCAACGCAAAUCAGAGAAAAGGGGACGAGGUGACUUCGAUCAUUUCAAAACAUACUUAUUCAAAAAUUUUGAUAAUCCCUAGUUAAAUAUGGUGGCGACACAUUGGAAAUUGACUUUUCUUGGCUGCGCCAAAAAAGAGUGAAACUUGAUUUGACAACAUUUUUGCACUGGUCACGAGUGAAAUUCUCCCGAGUGCGCUUGUUUGUUGAAACCACUUCGAUACCGUGCACCGUUUUUUUCUUAAAUUAUUAUUUUGAUUUUUUUGCUCUCUCGUCUUUUUUCGCUGACUGCAACCGACUGCAAUUUAACCAAGAAACAUGAUACUGGUUAAAUACGAAAAAUCACGCACAAGAAAAAGGAAAAUUGCGCAGCAUUUGAACAUGAAGGAAAUGGGGGAAUUUAUCGAAAUGAAUUCCCACACCACCAGCGGAAAACUGUCACCUCAUCUGCCCACAUCUUCUUGUUAUCAAUCGCGAGAGCCCCCAAGUUUCUUUUCAUUACAAAACCUAAAUUGUAUUUCACUCUUUGCUAUUUUUCUUUCAUUUUUUUAAAUAUUCUUUUCAUUGCCAAUUUUGAAGUGACCCAAAACUAUUCGCUAAUCAAAGCUUUACCAAGUGGAUUUGGUGCAUUUGCAAUUUGGUUCUUUUUAGACGACCCAGUAUCGAUUUUUCGCUGGUUGAUUUGGCAAAGCCAAACAGCAACCGAAUUUCGACCUCUUCAUCUAAUCGUUUCCAUUUGUCCUGUACAUACUGCCACAUAAAAAAUCGCCUCACCUUUUUUUCACGUAUUCUCUGGCGAAAUUCGCACAUAUCGUAGUAGUUUCAUGAUCGGUUUUUGACAAAUGUAGAUGUGCGUGUGCUGAUUCCCUCUUUCUCUUCGUUCCAUUUUCUUCUUUUUUUUUUUUUUUGCUUGGCCGCAGAAUCAUCGCUCCUUGGGCGGCGUGCGGUACCAGUCACAGCGUUAGAGAAUAAAUCACACGUAGCGCAAUCGUGCACAAAAUAAUCUGAUGGGCUGGCAAUCGUUCGAGACGGGUUAUCCUUGCUUGUGAUUGGGCUUUGUUUCACAUGUGCAACUCGCCAAUCAAUUGAACAGAGAAGGGUUGCCAAUAAGAGCCAUUAGCUAAUAACAAGAGUGUAGUUUGAGCUCAUUUUAAUAAGCGUAAGUGGUCGCCCUUGAAAAAAAUAUCCGAAAGUUUGGCGGUCUGACAUUUGCAUAAUGAAACAUCUUUUUCACGCAUCCGCUUCAUUGCGAAUAUUUCAUAGGAAAAACCCAACACAUUAGAUUUUAUGAUUUGACGACUCUGUUGAUUUGUGUAUUCUGCUGGUCCAUUUCAUCCGCUUUGAAAUAGUUCGUAUUUUUUAUCUCCCUAAUUAGCCUCCACGAAUUCUGCGUUCCAAUAACUAUCGCGAAUCGAACGAUCAAGUUAGAAAAUACUUGAUAACAAUAUGGGUAUAUAACAUUCCGUGCGUCCACAAGUAUUUGGGUUCCUCUUUUUCUCUUUCACCAGAUGUUUGGAUGCGUGAGUGGUUUUUGCUGUUGCUGGCGUUAGCCUGUUUCAUUUCCUUCUUUUCAAAAUCAUCAAACCUCCAUUUCCUCAUAUUGACAUUCGCCUCGAUCCUUCUUUUCCUUUUUGCGCUCUAUUCCCCGUUAUUAUUAUCAUUAUUUUUUAUUUAUUUAUUAUUUUUUAUUAUUAUCCAUUUUCGUAGAUCAUUUCCCGUCUCUUUUUCUAGUUACUACACUGUUAUCCACUUUUCUCUCUCUUGUUUUGUCUCCCGACUGAUUUCCUUCGCAUUCGUUCAACGGACUUUUUUUUUCUUCAACAUCAACUUUUCACCUUUGUCAACAUGUACUGUACAUGCAUUCGCUAACACAUUGGAAGCCGCUCGUGAGUGUCGGAAAAAAAACCUAUUGUCGUUCUUCCUUUCAAACAUUCAAUCCUUUUCGAGUAUUUCAUUUCCCUUUGAAUAUUCCAUUUGUGUCCCGGUGAUCACCUCCCCAAAUUGUACGUGUGAAUACAUUUUUUGAUCCGAAAAA